Messenger RNA from Thrips palmi, 2589 nucleotides. It is a transcript of the gene Marcal1, whose product is annotated as SWI/SNF-related matrix-associated actin-dependent regulator of chromatin subfamily A-like protein 1. The record is from RefSeq and is a predicted model, not a curated record. Bases 357 to 2324 code for a protein of 655 amino acids. Gene Ontology annotation, biological process: DNA repair; replication fork processing. The transcript has 13 exons. Gene Ontology annotation, cellular component: nuclear replication fork. Gene Ontology annotation, molecular function: ATP binding; ATP-dependent chromatin remodeler activity. Lineage: Eukaryota; Metazoa; Arthropoda; Insecta; Thysanoptera; Thripidae.
GCUGGUCUCGAAACACUUCUUUCACGUUGAGAGUAGCCGAAGGCAUUUUAAGUUCUCCUGUUGAUAAUGUUCAGCGGGUUCGACUCUUAUUUGGAGCUGAGUUGGAUUUUUUUCUCUAGGAUAUGCUGCGAUAAGCAAACGUCUUCAUUUUUUGGCAGUUGGUGGUUUUGCUGCUGAAAUAUCCGCCAACAACAAAGCACGAUCAAGCAUCACAACAAUCAUAUCGCGGACUUGGGUUGCAUUUGAUUGGGAAGUUGCAGAUUGACGCACCCGUUGGGAAACCUAACCUAUUGUUGUCUCACUCAUCAUCUGAUUGUCCUAUUAUUGUGGGUGAAACCACUCACAUUUUUAGGGACAUGUCGUCACUAACAGAUGAGCAAAAAGCCCGAAUGGAGGAAAACCGAAGAAAAGCAAUGGAAAUUAGAGCGGCCAAGAUGAAACAGCAGAUUCCUACACAAAGCUCUGCGGCAGCUAGUAAGCAUUCAUUUCCCAUAAGCAACAAUCCAACAACUUACCCAAAGAAGACAUUUCCAAAUACUCCUCCUGGUGCUACACCUCAAAAGUUUUAUUCAAUUCAGUCUUCGAAGAAAAGUGUUUCUGAACUACGUGGAGAUUUGACACUAAUAUCUGAAGAUCGGUUUGAGUUGAACAUGGCUUACCAUCAGACCACUAUUGAUGCCUUGAAAAAAAUCUCAGGAAGGGAGUAUGAUUCUGUUAAAAAGAACUGGAAUUUUCCUCUUGCCCAAUACAAUAAUGUGCUAGCUACUCUCAAGAACUUAAAUGUUCUUGUUGGUGAAUUGUCUCCAUUGGUUAUCAGUACAUUUUUGAAACGUAGAAAAUACCCUUCAGACAUAGAUCUUGCACGGAUUCACCCAUCAAUGAGAUCCACUCUCAUGGAUUUUCAAAUUGAAAGUGUAAGGUAUGCUGUGUCAAGAGGAGGUCGGGUGUUGAUUGCAGAUGACAUGGGUCUUGGUAAAACAAUACAAGCCCUAGCGAUUGCUGACUAUUACCGCAAUGAAUGGCCUCUUUUAAUAGUGUGCCCAUCUUCCAUGCGUUUUCAGUGGGUGGCCGAAAUUCAUAAACAUUUAAUGCAUGUAAGUCCUGAGACAAUAUUUGUCAUCACUACCGGGAAAGAUGCACUUGAUAGCAGUUUUCAAGUAAUCAUUACUUCUUAUGACCUAAUGGCAAAAUGCAAAGACAAACUUCUUGUUCGGAAAUUUGGUGUGGUUAUAAUGGAUGAAAGCCAUAGUCUCAAGAACCCUAAGGCAAUAAGAACAAAAGUUGGCACAGAAAUCUUGAAGAAAUGUAGUCGAUGUGUUCUGUUAAGUGGUACUCCUGCUUUGAGUCGUCCAGUUGAAUUGCACUGUCAAUUGCAAGGUGUAAAACCUCAGACUUUCAAUAAGUUCAUGGAAUUUGGUCUUAGGUAUUGUGAUGGUAAAAUGUCACGCUUUGGCUGGGAUUUCACUGGCUCCAGUCAUAUGACAGAAUUAAGUGUUGUCCUGAAAGAACUCCUAAUGAUCCGACGUCUGAAAGCUGAUGUCCUCGCUCAGCUGCCUCCUAAAAGAAGGGAAGUUGUUAUUUUGGAAUCAUCUGGAAAAAGCCUGAGUGAAACAUCAGAGUUUGCCAAAGCUCUUCAGAAAGAAGGGUUGAAAGGCCUGGAGAAACAAAGCACCAUGUUCUCAUAUUUCAUGGAGACUGGUUUAUCGAAAAUCAAUGGAGUGGUACAAUAUAUAUGUGAUAUGCUCGAUAAUGGAGAGAAAUUUCUUGUGUUUGCUCAUCAUGCUAAAGUUCUUGAUGCAAUUUGCAAUGCAGUUGAAUCAAAAAAGACUGAUUACAUCCGUAUUGAUGGCAGUGUGCCUUCAGACGUCCGCAAGCAACUGUGCAAUCAUUUCCAGGAACAGGAGAGUUGCCAGGUUGCUGUGCUGUCCAUCAAAGCAGCUAACACGGGCCUAACACUUACAGCUGCUCGUCUAGUUAUUUUUGCUGAACUAUAUUGGAAUCCUGGGGAUCUUAUACAGGCUGAAGACCGAGCCCAUCGCAUUGGACAGGCAGAUAGUGUACUCGUGCAGUACCUCAUACAAGAGAAAUCAGUUGAUGAUAUAAUUUGGCCACUUAUUCAAGACAAACUGAAUCUUCUUAACAAAGCUGGGUUGUGUCAGGAUAAAUUUGCUGUGGAGCAGGUGCAGAGCAAAAAGCAAGAGAAAGUAGAGUCUGAAGCUGCUGAUUACUUUCUCCCAGAUGAUGAUGCUGUAUUGGCAGAGCUUAACCUUGAUGAAUUGGAAAACUCUUUUGAAAUGCCAGAAAAGAAACCUCGUUUUCAAUAAUAAUAGUAAUAAUAAUUGAAAAUUAGUAGUAAUUUUACAAUUAAAUGUCAUUCCUCUUGAUCUCAAUGGACACUGUGCUGUAUUCUUUCUUGUAAUGUCCCUUUAAUGGCUAUUUUCUGUAUACUUAAAAUGAAAUGGUGAGCUCAAAACAAGGAAAGACUUGUGACAAUUAUAUUCUGUGAUUUUGUAUUUGCAUGCACAUGUAUUUGUAUGCUUGAAGUUAUGAAAUUAAAGUUUGAGAUUAAUAAAUUUCAGUUAAACUGCA